CCCAUCCCCCAACGGGGCUCCGCGGGUCUCCUGCAUGUUCCUGCCCCAGAACUGUGUAUGAGAACUUGGCUCUUCCAGCUGGGGCGGAAGCAGCCUUCCCUACGACUACGACUCAGCUCGCUGGCGUGUGUGUCCGACGUGAGGCGGCUGGAGCAGCGCCCCGCAGACAUCUAGCCGUGCGCAGUGGGCAUCGGGCAGCCUGCCUCGGGGUUCCUGCUUAGCUCCGGGUUUGUGAGGUGAUCUUCUGAAUUUACCAGCUGCAGAAUGCGUGGCACCUUAAAAGGUUGGCCAUGAUGAGUAAACAGGAAUCAAAGGAAGACAAGAUGCUGGAGGUUCAAUUCGUGGGAGAUGAUGAUGUUCUUAAUCACAUUCUUGAUAGAGAAGGAGGUACUAAGUUAAAGAAGGAGCGAACUCAGCUUUUGGUUAACCCCAAAAAGAUAAUAAAGAAGCCGGAAUAUGAAUUGGAGGAAGGUGACCAGGAAGUCUUAAAGGAUCAGAACUAUGUAGAAGUUUUGGGAAGAAAUGUUCAAGAAUCCUUGAAAAAUGGCUCUGCUGCAGAUGGGGGGAAUAAAGUUUAUUCUUUUCAGAAUAGAAAACCCCCUGAAAAGAUGGCUAAAUUAGCUUCAGAACUGGCAAAAACACCAAGAAAAAGUGUUUCAUUCAGUUUGAAGAAUGACCCUGAAAUUACGAUAAGCGUUCCUCAAAGUAGCAAGGGGCAUUCUGCUUCAGACAAAGUUCAGCUAAAAAGCAAUGACAAAAAUGAAUUUAUGGCAACACCACCACGUAGUCUGAGGAAAAGAUUAAUAGUGCCAAAGUCUCAUUCUGACAGUGAGAGUGAAUAUUCUGCUUCGAACUCAGAGGAUGAUGAAGGGGUUACAAAGGAAUAUGAAGAAGACACUAAUGAAAUCAUGUUCAGCCAAAAGAUUCAAGCUCAGAAUACAGUAGUUUCAGCUCCUGGUAAAGGAAUACCUUCUAAGAAAAUGAAAAGAGAUAAAACAAGUGACUUAGUAGAAGAAUAUUUUGAAGCUCACAGCAGUUCGAAAGUUUUAACUUCUGAUAGAACACUGCAAAAGCUAAAGAGAGCUAAACUGGAUCAGCAAACUUUGCGAAACUUACUGAGCAAGUUUUCUCCUUCCUUUUCCACUGAACUUAAGCAAUUAAGUCAACAAUAUGAAAAAUUGUUUCCUAAAUGGAUGCUGCAGUUACACCUUGGGUUCAACAUUGUGGUUUAUGGUUUGGGUUCUAAAAGAGAUUUGCUAGAAAGAUUUCGAACCACCAUGCUGCAAGAUUCCAUUCAUGUUGUCAUCAACGGCUUCUUCCCUGGAAUCACUGUGAAAUCAAUCCUGAAUUCUAUAACAGAAGAAGUCCUCAAUCAUAUGGGUACUUUCCGAAGUGUACUGGAUCAGCUAGACUGGAUAAUAAACAAAUUUAAAGAAGAUUCUUCUUUACAUCUCUUUCUUCUUAUCCACAAUUUGGAUAGCCAAAUGUUGAGAGGAGAUAAUAGCCAGCAAAUUAUUGGACAGUUAUCAUCUUUGCGUAACAUAUACCUUAUAGCAUCUAUUGAUCACCUCAAUGCUCCUCUCAUGUGGGAUCAUGCAAAGCAGAGUCUUUAUAAUUGGCUCUGGUAUGAAACUACUACAUAUAGUCCUUAUACUGAAGAAACCUCCUAUGAGAAUUCUCUUCUGGUUAAACAAUCUGGAUCUCUACCACUUAGUUCUCUGACUCAUGUCUUACGAAGCCUUACCCCUAAUGCAAGGGGGAUUUUCAAGCUACUAAUAAAGUAUCAGCUGGAUAACCAGGAUAACCCUUCUUACAUUGGACUUUCUUUUCAAGACUUUUACCAGCAGUGUCGUGAGGCAUUCCUUGUCAACAGUGAUCUGACACUCAGAGCCCAGUUAACUGAAUUUAGGGAUCACAAACUUAUAAGAACAAAGAAGGGAACUGAUGGAGUGGAGUAUUUAUUAAUUCCUGUUGACAAUGGAACAUUGACUGAUUUCUUGGAAAAGGAAGAAGAGGAGGCUUGAAGCUGUGCCCUUUACUCUUGAACUUCCAUGGGUUAUUGUGCCCCAGCUGCCACUCCUCUAGUCAAGUGUUGUGUUUACAUCCAACAUUAGAUUAUUUUGCCAGCAUACAAGAUUUACUAUUGGGAGGGGAGAACUCAUUAAUUAGAACUUUUGAUCUGCCUGGCUGGUGUAUCAUGUCUAGUACUAUGCAGUGGUCCUCGAAUUGGGAAAAAAAAUGUGCCUUUCAUUCAUUACCUCUCUGGAGACUUCUUGCUGGGAUGAACAGUGUGCUCAGGGACUAUUUGGAACUGGAUGUUUUUGAAUUCUUUUAUACUAGAGAUACUAUUCCUAAUUUUUUGACGGCCUUUAACACUCCUGGAGCUGAUUGGUUGUAAGUGUGCUUGUUCCAGAGAGUGGAAGUACAAACACAGGAAUUACAUGUGUUCUAUGUAUGGGAACUGAGUGGAGAAAGCAGAUCAGCUCUUACUGUUUUUGAAAUGCCAAGAAAUGGUAUAGGUGAAAAAGUAGCAGUGAUCCAGCUUUCUUCUUUUGGAUUUAGGCUACAUGCCUCGGGGAGGGGGUGUCUAAGGAGUAUAUAGUGUACAUACCCAAUCUAAAAAGCACAUUAACUAUGGAUCAAGAUAUUUUAAAAGUUAGUAUCUGUGCCAUGAUCUUGGACUUCAUGAUGCAAGGGAGAAGCCAGGCUAGGGAAAAAGUCCUGGAUUACGUUUUAGUAAUUGUUUUAAAAACAACAAAAGAUAAAAAAAAUUUCAUUAUUCUUGUAUAUUGACAUAUUUUCUCUUCUUAACAUGCAGGUGGGUAGCAUAGUAAUGACUGCAUAAAAUCUUGAUUUCUCUGUCAAGUGGGCCUAAAACUUACUGUGUAGUUCUUUCUUUCUUUCUUUCUUUCUUUUUUUUUUACAAUCUUGAGCCUCCUAAAUAUUUAUU
This is a messenger RNA of Castor canadensis (American beaver), 2950 nucleotides long. RefSeq names its product origin recognition complex subunit 2 (gene Orc2). Gene Ontology annotation, molecular function: DNA replication origin binding. Gene Ontology annotation, cellular component: nuclear origin of replication recognition complex; nucleus. The record is from RefSeq and is a predicted model, not a curated record. NCBI's taxonomy places the organism in Eukaryota, Metazoa, Chordata, Mammalia, Rodentia, Castoridae. Gene Ontology annotation, biological process: DNA replication.